GGCCGGGGUUCCGGCCACACUGCAGAAUGGAGAUAAUCAGGAGCAAUUUUAAGAGUAAUCUUCACAAAGUGUACCAGGCCAUAGAGGAGGCAGACUUCUUCGCCAUCGAUGGGGAGUUUUCAGGAAUCAGUGAUGGACCUUCAGUCACUGCAUUAACAAAUGGUUUUGACACUCCUGAAGAAAGGUAUCAGAAGCUUAAAAAGCAUUCCAUGGACUUUUUGCUGUUUCAGUUUGGCCUUUGCACUUUUAAGUAUGACUACACAGAUGCAAAGUAUAUAAUGAAGUCAUUUAACUUCUAUGUUUUCCCAAAACCCUUCAAUAGAUCGUCACCAGAUGUCAAGUUUGUUUGUCAGAGCUCCAGCAUUGACUUUCUUGCAAGCCAGGGAUUUGAUUUUAAUAAAGUUUUUCGCAAUGGAAUUCCAUAUUUAAAUCAGGAAGAAGAAAGGCAGUUAAGAGAGCAGUAUGACGAAAAACGUUCACAGGCCAAUGGUGCAGGAGCUCUGGCGUAUGUAUCUCCUAACACUUCAAAAUGUCCUGUGACGAUUCCUGAGGAUCAGAAGAAGUUUAUUGACCAAGUGGUAGAGAAAAUAGAAGAUUUAUUACAAAGCGAAGAAAGCAAGAAUUUGGAUUUAGAGCCAUGUACCGGGUUCCAAAGAAAAUUAAUUUAUCAGACUUUGAGCUGGAAGUAUCCCAAAGGCAUUCAUGUUGAGACUUUAGAAACUGAAAAGAAGGAACGAUAUAUAGUUAUCAGCAAAGUAGAUGAAGAAGAACGCAAAAGAAGAGAGCAAGAGAAACAUGCUAAAGAACAGGAGGAACUGAAUGAUGCUGUUGGAUUUUCUAGAGUCAUUCAUGCUAUUGCUAAUUCGGGAAAACUUGUUAUUGGACACAAUAUGCUCUUGGAUGUCAUGCACACAGUUCAUCAGUUCUACUGCCCUCUGCCUGCGGACUUAAAUGAGUUUAAAGAGAUGACAACAUGUGUUUUCCCCAGGAUGUACCUUGAUAUCAUUAACAACACAUCCCUUGCAGAAUUGGAAAAGCGGUUAAAAGAGACACCUUUCAACCCUCCUAAAGUUGAAAGUGCUGAAGGUUUUCCAAGUUAUGACACAGCUUCUGAACAGCUCCACGAGGCAGGCUACGAUGCUUAUAUCACAGGACUGUGCUUCAUCUCCAUGGCAAAUUACCUAGGUUCUUUUCUCAGCCCUCCAAAAAUUCAUGUGUCUGCCAGAUCAAAACUCAUCGAACCUUUUUUUAACAAAUUAUUUCUUAUGAGGGUCAUGGAUAUCCCCUAUCUAAACUUGGAAGGACCAGACCUGCAACCUAAACGUGACCAUGUUCUCCAUGUGACAUUUCCCAAAGAAUGGAAAACCAGCGACCUUUACCAACUUUUCAGUGCCUUUGGUAACAUUCAGAUAUCCUGGAUUGAUGACACAUCAGCGUUUGUUUCUCUCAGCCAGCCAGAACAAGUACAGAUUGCUGUCAAUACCAGCAAAUACGCAGAAAGCUAUCGGAUCCAGACCUAUGCCGAAUAUGUGGGGAAAAAACAGGAAGAGAAGCAGAUCAAGAGAAAGUGGACAGAAGAUGGUUGGAAGGAGGCUGACAGGAAGCGGUCCAACACCCAGUGCAUACCCUAUGCCCUGCAGAACCACUAUUACCGCACCAAUAGUUUUACAGCCACCAGUGCAGGAGAAAAGAGAAAUUUGAGUCCGACUCAAGAAGAAGCUGGCCUGGAGGACAGAAUAUCAGGGGAGAUUUCUGACACGGAGCUUGAGCAGACAGAUUCCUGUGCAGAAUCCCUCUCAGAAGGAAGGAAAAAGGCCAAGAAAUUAAAAAGAAUGAAGAAAGACCUUUCUCCAGCAGGAAACAUCUCAGACAGCCCUGCCACACUCUUUGAAGUUCCUGACACGUGGUAACCAAGACUUGAGUGAAACAAACCGCUGGUGCUGUCGCUGAGAAGGAGCCAGCCGGCACGUCUGGAAGCCAUACUGUGUUUAAUUUAAUCAAAUGUGGUAUGGGAGGGGUUUGAAACCAAGUAUAUCCUGGAAAAAAAAACAGUUUUUAUUUUUGUGACCAUGGUUUUUUUCCUUUUUAAUCUAAACUGCCUGUUGACACUCCUCAUGGUCGUAGGCUGUCAUGAAUGUGUACGUUAUUAACCAGCUAAUUAUUUGUUGCUUGUGUGGAAUCCUUUGCUGUCAGGAAUGUGCUUUAAGAAUCCACCUGAUGGGGAAUGUCGGCUGUGAAAUAUGCAAAAAGAGCUGACAUUCUGGGUGCUGUGAUCAUGAAUUUGGGAUUGAACUCUUUCCUGCUUCAAGAGGUUCUCAUCCGUCUCCUCGUCAAGCUCAGACUUGGGGGCAGUUGCAGAACAAGGUUGCCGUCGCCCUGCUUCCCGCCGUAGCUGCCUGAAAAUGUGAAGCUCUCACGCUUGUUUUUCCAGUAGGAAGACAUCUACCAAUGUCAUCCCACGAAGGAGCUUCCGUAUGCCUUGGCCUUUGGGGCAUAUUUAUUUAGUUAUUUUUCCUGAGAUGUAAGUUUCUCGUGGGGGUGUAUGAGUAGAAAAAGUCAGUUUCUGUUCUUACAUGUAGUCGUGCGUUGGCUUUCCAGUGUCUUAGCCUGCUUGUGUCUUCUGUGUGGGUGGCAGCAGCGUGUGUGCAUACGUGUGCGUGUGUGUGUGGAAUCAUGGCAAAUCGACAACAUGCACCAGCCCUUUCUCUAUGGAAACAGAGCCCAACAACAGCAAGAGUCCGUGAAUCUACUUCUGUAGAUCUGCUUCAGAUAGAUCAUUGUUAGAUAUUUAACA
Propithecus coquereli (Coquerel's sifaka) is the source of this 2794-nucleotide messenger RNA. RefSeq names its product poly(A)-specific ribonuclease (gene PARN). Gene Ontology annotation, molecular function: RNA binding; poly(A)-specific ribonuclease activity; metal ion binding. Gene Ontology annotation, cellular component: cytoplasm; nucleus. Gene Ontology annotation, biological process: nuclear-transcribed mRNA poly(A) tail shortening. The record is from RefSeq and is a predicted model, not a curated record. NCBI's taxonomy places the organism in Eukaryota, Metazoa, Chordata, Mammalia, Primates, Indriidae. The coding region runs from base 27 to 1910 and encodes 627 amino acids. The transcript is spliced from 24 exons.